GCACCCAAUGUUUGUAAAAUAUUCCAAAAACUGAAAAAUUAAAAGUUUAUUAGCUUUCAAUGUUGUCUUACUAUGAAGCGUGUUUGCAAAAAUGCGCGUUUUACGCCUUGGCCGGCUUUACGGGUUUUAUGUGUGGCGUGCUGUUCCAGCAGGAGGCGUCUAUAUAUCAAUUAUUUAGCUUAAUUCACAGUGAUCCUUAUGUAUAUUAUCAUCGCCAAAAACUUUAUCCAAUUCUAUCGACAUUCACAACAAAUCACGAAGCACGCCUCUGGAAGAAGUCGCCUGGUUUAACGGAUAGAUUACGCAAUUGCAUUUUCUUUCAGCUCUUUGAUCAUAUUCCUCAGCUUUUAUUUAGCAAGCAAGUGACGUUGAGUACGCCUGAUUUAUUAGAGCUCGUCAAAUAUGGUCUGCCCAGCAUGGAGAAUCUGUAUGUGCACCAGGACUAUAUUGUCUCCCAAGACUUGAGCACCAAUGCGCCCAAAUGGAUGUGCGAGCAUUUAAAAGGCAACUACACGAAACUUAGCAGUGAUGAUGACGGCGAUGCGCUCAAUCUACGCUAUAACGACGUCUACGUUUUGAGCUGUGGCGCCACGCGCAUCUGCAAAGCAUUCAAGCGUGAGAUCUGGCGUAAGCUGGAGCAGCAUGUGGGCUAUGUCACGGACAAAUUCGGGUCUGUCUAUGUCUAUACGGGACCCAUGUAUAUGCCACACAGUCGACCCGGCGACAGCUGGCACCUGGACUAUAAUAUUGUUGACUGGAUUCCAGUUCCAACUCCCUCGCAUUACUUUAAAGUGCUCAUUAUUGAUCCUGAUCCUCAGUUAAAAGAAUGCAGUCCUUAUAUGGAAGGCUAUCUUAUAGAAAACACAAGCGGCACCGGCUGCAGUCUUGACCUAACGGACUAUCUUUGUGACGUGGCCGAGAUUGAGCGGCAUACGGGAUUGCGUUUCCAUGAAGGCCUGCAAUUUGUAGUGCGUUAUGAAAAAGAAAAAUACCAAAUAGGUAGUUCAAUUAGUGGAUUUAAAAUUUUUAGCGAAUCAAAGAACUCAGCUCACACUCAUACACAAAAUUACUUAUAAUAUGAAAUAGGUUGCCGAGGAAUUUUAGAAAAAGAAAUUUAAAUGUGUAACGGCUAUAAAUAUAACUCGUUACUUUCAACAUGUAACAGCUGAGAGUAUUUUAUU
Drosophila busckii is the source of this 1181-nucleotide messenger RNA. RefSeq names its product endonuclease G, mitochondrial (gene Tengl3). Gene Ontology annotation, biological process: apoptotic DNA fragmentation. Gene Ontology annotation, molecular function: nucleic acid binding; single-stranded DNA endonuclease activity; metal ion binding. The coding region runs from base 60 to 1076 and encodes 338 amino acids. The record is from RefSeq and is a predicted model, not a curated record. The transcript is spliced from 2 exons. Gene Ontology annotation, cellular component: nucleus; mitochondrial inner membrane. NCBI's taxonomy places the organism in Eukaryota, Metazoa, Arthropoda, Insecta, Diptera, Drosophilidae.